Molecule: messenger RNA, 951 nt
Organism: Cladophialophora psammophila CBS 110553
Lineage: Eukaryota; Fungi; Ascomycota; Eurotiomycetes; Chaetothyriales; Herpotrichiellaceae
Product: DnaJ like subfamily C member 9
Exons: 1
Coding region: 1-951 (316 amino acids)
Cellular component (GO): nucleus; cytoplasm
Molecular function (GO): heat shock protein binding
Source: RefSeq, a predicted model, not a curated record
AUGCCUCAGAAAUCGAAAUCUAAGCCUCAACGCGCUGAAGAUUCUGCGUCCAAUGGUAGCGAAAAGCACCCAGAAGGACGAGAGGAUCUCGCUGUCGGCGACCCUCCCCUCAUCGAUCCCUACGCUGUUCUGGACGUCUCCGAGACUGCCACCCCCGAUGAAAUCAAAUCUUCUUAUCGCAAACUCGCUCUCAAACACCACCCAGACAAAGCUUCCCCUGAGAAUCGCGAAAGUGCACAUAAAGCAUUUCAGGAAAUCGCAUUUGCUUAUGCCAUCCUUAGCGACGAGCGCCGACGCAAACGCUACGACGCUACAGGCAACACCGCGGAGAGUGCAACCAUUGACGAUGAUGAUUUCAACUGGGUGGAUUUCUUUCGCGAACAGGCUGAGAACAUGGUGACAGAAGAGAUGAUUGAACAGGUAAAGAAGGAAUACCAGGGCAGUGGAGAGGAGAGAGAUGAUGUCUUAGCGGCAUAUACGCAGAGCGAGGGUGAUAUGGACGUGGUCUUCGAGAUGGUCAUGUGCAGUGAGGUUAUGGCAGAUGAGGACCGGUUCAGAAAGAUCAUUGAUGAGGCUAUUGCCCAGGGCGAGGUGGAGGCGUACAAUCGUUACACUAAGGAAGACAAGAAAAGUCGGCAGCGGAGGAAGGCAAAUGCAAAGCAAGAAGAAGCGGAGGCGAGAGAACUAGCCCAGGAGCUGGGGCUCGAAGAUAGAAUCUUCGGCAAGAAAGGCUCUAGCAAAAAAAAAUCGAAGGCAGGAGAAGGCGACAAUGACGCCCUCAAGGCCUUGAUUCAACAGCGUCAGCAAAACAGGGCACAGAAUUUCUUUGACGACCUGGAGGCAAAGUACGGUGGCGGCACGAAGAAGGGCAAGCGCAAGGCCACGGCAGAACCGCCAGAGGAGUUGUUUCAGAAAAAUGCAAAGAAAGGGAAGAAAGGCGUCAAGGCUUGA